GUAAUUAAAGGUUAUGUUUAAGAGACAUACUGCUUUACUGAAGUUGUUUUUGUUGUCAAAAUGAAAUAUAAAAUUUAAUUUAAACUGUUAACAUCACCGAGUCAAUGAUAACAGCAACGACAAUAAUAUCAACAAAAUAAAAAUAAAAUGUAAUGUUGGUAAAUAUAUAUAAAAGAAAACAAAUAAACAAAAUCAAACGAAAUGUUGGUUAUUUUUAUUUAAACCAACGAGUUAACUGAAAUUAAAAUAUUUAUAAAAAACAAAAAUUGAAUAAAUAAAAAUAUCUUGCAUAUUAAUAUAUCAACAAAAUGAAUAGAAUUAGAGCCAGAUCUACUGGUAAUAUAAUUUUUGCUUGUAUUGGUAUUGCUGGUAUAAUAAUUAUAUUUCGAUUACUAAGUGUACAAGUUGAUGCAGAUCAUUCAGAGUCUUCAGAGUUAUUAGAAUACAAUUCACCUUGGCAUUAUGAGUGCAUCAAUGGUUUCUGCAGUAAAACAGAAAAAACUUUAUCAACAAAAAACCCAGUAUCAUUGGAUGUUUGCCAAUUAUUUUGUGGUGAUGGUGGUACAUUGUGGCCAAAACCAACUGGUCUUGUAUCACUUGGUGAAUAUGUUGCUCAUAUUGAUCCAGAUAAAAUAAUUUUACAUGGUAUUGAUGGUGGUUCAUCUGCUGGUAAAUUAAUUGAAAAAAAUAUUGAUAUUUUAAAACAACAUAUUAAAAAAAUUGGUAAUAAUCCAAUUAAAAUUGGUGGCCUUGGUCUUACAAUUAGUAUUGUUGGUUUGAUUGAUCCGGAUAAUGUUAAAAUAACUCUUGAAACUAAAGAAAGCUAUUCUCUAAAAAUAACUCGAGAAAAUAAAAAAAUGAUAAGUGUGGCUAUAGAAGCAGAAAGUUAUUUUGGUAUUAGAAAUGGUUUUUCUACUCUAUCACAGCUGAUAGUGUUUGAUGAAUUUUACAAUAAAAUUCAAAUUGUUAGAGAUGUUACAAUUAUAGAUUCUCCAGUAUAUCCAUAUCGAGGGAUUCUCUUGGAUACGUCGAGAAAUUAUAUCGACAAAGCAACAAUACUACGUACUAUUGAAGGAAUGGGUAUGUCCAAGUUGAAUACCUUCCACUGGCAUAUUACAGACUCACACAGUUUUCCUUAUGUCAGUAAAACACUGCCAAAAAUGUCAAAGUAUGGUGCUUACUCUCCACAAAAAAUUUAUACACCUGAUGAUGUCAAAGAAAUUGUUGAAUAUGGUCUUGUUCAUGGUGUAAGAAUUCUUCCAGAGCUUGAUGCACCAGCUCAUGUUGGUGAAGGCUGGCAGUGGGUUGGUGAUGAUGCAACUGUUUGCUUUAAAGCUGAACCUUGGAAUAAAUAUUGUGUUGAACCACCAUGUGGACAAUUAAAUCCAGCAUCAGAAAAAGUUUAUGAAAUUUUAGAAGGAAUUUAUGGUGAUAUGAUUGAAGAUUUCAAGCCAGAUAUAUUUCACAUGGGUGGUGAUGAAGUUAAUAUGACCUGUUGGAAUUCAUCACUUGUUAUAACAGAUUGGAUGAAAAAAAUUCAAGGCUGGAAUUUAAAAAUGGAUAGCUUCAUUGAUCUUUGGGCAUUAUUUCAAGAAAGAGCAUAUGAAAAACUAAAAAAAGCCAAUGGUGGAAAAGAUUUGCAUGUGGUACUUUGGACAAGUGGAUUAACUACUGAUAAAAAUUUAAUGAAAUUAGAUCCUAAAAGAUAUAUUAUUCAAGUGUGGACAAGUGGAGAUGACAUGACAAUUGGAAGACUUGCUGAGGGAAAUUAUAAAAUGAUUAUUUCGAAUUAUGAUGCAUUGUAUCUUGAUUGUGGGUUGAGUGCUUGGGUUGGUGAAGGGACAAACUGGUGUUCACCUUACAAAGGUUGGCAAAAAAUUUACAAAAAUUCUCCAUUGGAAUUGCUCAAGAGGCAGGGUUAUGAGUCCAAAAAACACCUGAUUCUUGGUGGUGAAGCUGCAUUGUGGUCAGAGCAAGUAGACAGUACUUCAGUUGAUUCAAGACUCUGGCCAAGAGCAGCAGCAAUGGCUGAGAGACUCUGGGGUGAACCAGAAACAAGCUGGUCUCAAGCUGAACAAAGAAUGCUUAGACAUCGUGAACGACUAGUCAGUCGAGGCAUUCUUGCAGACAGCUUGGAACCAGAGUGGUGCUUACAAAAUCAAGGCCACUGUUAUGCUCAAGAAUAAUUAAAUGUCAUUACAUUUCAAUCACUGUGAUUAAAGAAUUUUUACAAAAACUCAUUGUUUUUUACUUUAAUUCUACGUAAUUCAACAUCAUCAACCUCAAUACAUAGUCUUCACUCAUUGAUUAAUCAUAAAUCUUGUCAUUAAAAUUACUCAUUUAUUCGAUAAAGGACCAAAGGUGAGCCAACUAAUUUCCAGAAGAAAUCUCUUCCAACUUGGAAUAUAUUCAUUAACGUUCUUUUUUCUUUAUUUUUUCCAAAUACUUUAUAUAAAAUUACCAUUAAUAAUAAUUUAAUAUAGCAUUGUUUAAAAUAUACGUAUUAAAAAAUAGUUUAUAAAUUUAUUAAAUAGUUAAUCUAGUUUACUUGUAAUAAUUUUUUGUAUACAUGAAAAAGAAAAUAUAAAAAUGAUGUUUAUAGAUAAACUGCAUUAUAAAUAAAUAAAUCAAAUAUUUUUUAUUUAAUUUUAGUA
Molecule: messenger RNA, 2654 nt
Organism: Aphidius gifuensis
Lineage: Eukaryota; Metazoa; Arthropoda; Insecta; Hymenoptera; Braconidae
Product: chitooligosaccharidolytic beta-N-acetylglucosaminidase-like
Exons: 6
Coding region: 309-2186 (625 amino acids)
Biological process (GO): carbohydrate metabolic process; glycosaminoglycan metabolic process; ganglioside catabolic process
Cellular component (GO): membrane
Molecular function (GO): beta-N-acetylhexosaminidase activity
Source: RefSeq, a predicted model, not a curated record